GCCAUCUGCUGAAGAUACACAGUCGUGUAGAGGUCUACUCGGUACUUUUGUUUUCCUUUUUGUUCAAAGAAACACUUCGCCAAUAUUCCGUUAAGAAUGGAGGACAAGACUAACUCCGGAAGCGCUGCAGUAUCUGAGAACCCGUCGUCGGGCUCCAGUCCUGCGAAGAAGGCGGCGAAAUCGAAGGCGAAAGCCCAACGAUCGAAAUCAUCGCAUCCUCCAACCUCCGAAAUGGUGAACGCUGCUAUCAAGGAGCUGAAGGAUCGCAAAGGAUCGUCGCUGCAAGCCAUCAAGAAGUACAUCGCGUCGACGUACAAGGUCGACGGCGAGAAGCUGGCGCCGUUCAUCAAGAGGUAUUUGAAGACAGCUGUCACUUCUGGAGCGGUCGUGCAAACCAAGGGAAAGGGUGCGUCUGGCUCGUUCAAGUUGUCCGCGCCGAAGGGCAGCGCCGAGACCAAGAGCAAACCUAAACGCGUGGCCAAGAAAUCCGAGGUCGCCGACAAGAAGCCCGCCGAGAAAAAGCCAGCUAGCCCGAAAAAGCCCGCCGCCAAGAAACCAGCUGCGAAGAAACCCGCCGCAGUCAAGAAGGCUCCAACACCCAAGAAGGUGAAAACUCCUGCUGCAAAGAAGGCCGACACUGCCGCGAAACAAAAGGCUGUCGCUCAGGCUAAAAGCCUGUCGAAAGCCAAAAAAGCCACCAAAUCCCCAGCGGCCAAGACGAAAACCCCGAAGCCGAAGACUGCUAAAUCACCAAAAGCCAAGGCUGCCGCGAAGAAGUAAUCGCUUCAUCAUGAUAAACCACUAUUGGCCCUUUUCAGGGCCACAAAAUCUAUAACGAAGGAACAAUCUGUUUACACCAA
Messenger RNA from Megalopta genalis, 860 nucleotides. Its product is annotated as histone H1-I. The record is from RefSeq and is a predicted model, not a curated record. Gene Ontology annotation, biological process: nucleosome assembly; chromosome condensation; negative regulation of DNA recombination. Gene Ontology annotation, molecular function: structural constituent of chromatin; double-stranded DNA binding; nucleosomal DNA binding. Gene Ontology annotation, cellular component: nucleus; nucleosome. Lineage: Eukaryota; Metazoa; Arthropoda; Insecta; Hymenoptera; Halictidae.